GUCUAUCUCUGGACCGCUUUUACUUGGACAUUCCAUUCUGUUACCUUCGCUUAAGACCCUUUUGUCACAUUUUUACUUCUCUAUUCGAUCCGCAGCUUGCUGUCCUCCUUCACGUUUCCAACAUGAAGAAGCCGUGGAGAUCAGCAGCCAACACUGCUCCCACUGCUCAGCCUGUUGAUAUACAGCAGUCCAAUAUCCGCGGCAGGAUAUCUGGGCCUGUCCCUAUUUCGACUUCUUUGGAUGACGAGUUCCCAAUUCGCAACCCAGGUACCAACAUGGCUACGCCUGUCCAGGGUGAAUUCAAAGAAUCCCAGACUGAGCCCACCCUAUCGCGCAACGAUUUCAGAUCUCCCACGUUCCCAGAGCAUCGUCGAAAUGGACCUCACGCUUUCAGGGAAGAGCCGAGGUCCUCGUUGCAUGCUCGACAGCCCGGCACAAUAAGUCGCUUGCAAAAGGCUGAACCAUCUAACAAUGUGCGGCAUUCCUUCGUCAGCGCGGACACAAGGGACAAGGAGCGCCCUCAACGGAAGCAGUCAACUCUCCGAGGCGCUUUGGGGAAGCUUUUUAAUCGAAAAAAGAAACCAAGCGGCAACGAAAGUUCCAACAAUACUGAUUCAGAAACCGGUUCCACGCCAAUGCGCCCCGGGCCAUACCGUCGAUCAACGGGUGAAGAUGGCCAAGACUCGGUGCCUAGUUUAAGCCACAGGGACAGGUCAGCUCCCAGGUCACGGACUCGACCUUUCCCAGGAGCAGAAUCCAAGCGAUCAGCUUCCCUGCCCAUCACUGAAUUUGAUCGGGCGUUAAGAUCCCACUCUAUUCGCCCAGAAGAUGUUCGCGCCAUCGAGAGCGCGCGCAACUCACUGAGCGCUGACUUUGGUGUAUCGCACGCUCGGAUAAGUGUAACCAGGUUGCGUGAGUACAACUUGGCGGGCCUUUCACCGCGACCUGCUAGUAGCCAUGGCCGGGAGAGUCGGCAAGACCAGAGCGAUGACAACGCUCACGAGAUUGGCCGUGCAAUCACCAGCGACCUCCCUGGUGUACGCCGAAGAUCGCGGAGCUUAUCGGGGCUACCAGAUGAAAGCCAUGGCCAUACUCGUCGACGCAGUGAUGAGAUUAAAUAUUGGAGGGAGAGUUACGGCCCAACCUUCAUGUCCCCAGUGUCUUCAAACCCCGCAGAAGGAGAAGGCAUCGCCAUAGAAGAAAUCGAACAGGCCCAGCAAGUAGAAGACGCUCCAAAACAAACAGAGGCAGAGCCUUUCAAUUUUGGAUCCUUUGCAGACAUGAAGCAGGUGGGAGGCAUGAAAAUCACACAUGCAGCAAACCUAGAAACCCGGAUAAACAAUCUCGAAUCUCGAGUCUAUCGGUUGGAGCAGGCUCUCGACCGAAUGUGUGAUGCUGCUCCAGGCUGGCAGUCACACCAAGGACCACCAGAUCGACCUGCGCCCCCAAUCCCGAUUGGUGGUCAAACCAACACGGAUUUGCCAGAUCACCAGGCUGAUCGAAGCAGAUGGGACCAUAGAAAGAGCCUCGGUCGUUCCAGCGGCCACCCAAAUUAUUCAAAAGCAGGCCAGAGGGGAAGCGUGUUGCUUGAUCCGCAUUCUUCGGCUAUUCUGAGUGACAGCAACAAAGACCGUCCCACCUCGACUGCAACAAUUCGUGGUGCAGCUAGUCUCCCGAGCCUUCUUAAGAACACCCCCGAGGUCUUUACCAUGGACCAUUAUACAACACUCCUUGCCCUGAUUCAUACCGAACGCUCAGCUCGAGAAGCUCUAGAGACUCAGGUUAAGACGUUUGGCCACCAACUGAGCAUCUUGUCCCAUUCGGUAAACACGAAUAGCGGAUUCGAUCCGCCCCCGACAGCCAAAUCCUUCGGUGACAGAUCUGCGUUUGACCACGACGAUGACGACGAUAAUCUCACAUCCUUGGCGAUCAUGACAAGAUCGCAAAGUCGACAUAUCGACCCCGAGGACUCGGGUAUUGGAACCGGCCAUGGAGACGAGAGCGAAUACUCUGACACUUUUGAAACCCCUCGUGAAGAGGGACAUAGCUUCGGAGCGUUCGGUGAAGAUCUGGACAAGGAAGAUCUGGCGCAAACCAAGGCGGCACGAACGCUUUCCCUGUCACAACUCACUAUGGGUCGGGGCACUCAGAAGUCUUCACAGCAGGUUCAUCGGGUGAUAUAACCAGUUACGUCCUCUUCACGGAGCACGUUGCACCAUCGAGGCGCUCCAAAAACUAACAUCCCCGAUCACACAUAUCUCUCUUAUCCAAGAAUACCUACCUUAGUUGUACGAUAUUUGGUGG
This is a messenger RNA of Fusarium oxysporum Fo47, 2304 nucleotides long. RefSeq lists its product as uncharacterized. The transcript has a single exon. Bases 123 to 2183 code for a protein of 686 amino acids. The record is from RefSeq and is a predicted model, not a curated record. Lineage: Eukaryota; Fungi; Ascomycota; Sordariomycetes; Hypocreales; Nectriaceae.